This is a messenger RNA of Suillus fuscotomentosus, 1644 nucleotides long. RefSeq names its product citrate synthase-like protein. The record is from RefSeq and is a predicted model, not a curated record. Lineage: Eukaryota; Fungi; Basidiomycota; Agaricomycetes; Boletales; Suillaceae. Gene Ontology annotation, biological process: tricarboxylic acid cycle. The transcript has 17 exons. Gene Ontology annotation, molecular function: acyltransferase activity, acyl groups converted into alkyl on transfer. Bases 173 to 1579 code for a protein of 468 amino acids.
GCAAGCUUGUGAAAUCGACAGCGCCUCUGUCAUCCGGUAAAACCUAAUAGCAACCAAACCGAAUUCGGGAUGCGAAUAUCACAAGGCUGCUCGCGUCCGACGUAAGCCUGUUUGAGUUGUUCCGUGUCGUCCAUCUAAGUAGCGUCUGGUUGUAUCCUCCUCUCAACUUCACAUGGGCAAACAACUUCCUGCAUCUGAGCUCAGGCGAGACGAGUCCCUUAGAGUUGUAGACAACCGCACUGGGAAGGAAUACACCGUCCCGAUCACCCACAACUCGAUUCCUGCGAACUUCUUCAAGGGCAUUCGUGCUGCUCCGGACGAGACAGAACGCGGUUUACGUGUAGCUGAUAGAGGUUUUCUCAACACAGCCGUGAUUGAGAGUCGUAUAACAUACAUUGACGGCGACAAUGGGAUAUUGCGGUACAGCUUCCUUGAGGUUUCCUAUCUCCUCAUAUAUGGCGCGUUGCCCAGCCCGUCCUCCUUCCACGGGCCAAUACAUUCUGAUGCAGAAGGAUUCUUCCGCUCAUUUAGUGCUUUUGCAUACUUGGGAAGCUACUAUGGGGAGGCAAAUCCGAGUCUGCAGGGGCAAGAUUUGUUCACUAAAGCUGCCAAGGGUGAUCCUGCUGCACUCCAGAAUAUGGAUAGGCAAAUCUUCAGGCUGAUCGGUAAAGCCACCACAUUAGCUGCCAUGGCAUACCGUAUCCGCCAGGGCCGUGAUUUUGUUGUGCCUCCAACAGGAAUGAGCUAUACAGAGUCGUUCCUCUACCAGCUCGACCAUCUCUCACCUACAGAUCACCUGUCAGAGUCUCACUCAAACAAGCCACAUCCUGUUCUUGCAAAGGCACUCGACAUCCUUUUUAUCCUCCAUGCCGACCACGAGAUGAACGCAAGUUCAACAACCGUACUCCAGACUGGGUCGUCGUUACCUGAUCCGUUCAGCGCCGUUGCGGCAGGUUGUGCAUCACUAUACGGCCCACUCCACGGAGGUGCGAACGAAGCUGUUAUUCGGAUGCUUCUUUCCAUUGGCAGUCCCAAGAACGUCCCUGCCUUUUUAGAAGCAGUAAAGAAGCGCCAAAAGGUGCUAAGUGGAUUCGGCCACAGAGUAUAUAAAACUUCUGAUCCGCGCUCAUUUAUCAUCCGUAAGGUGGCUGAUGAGGUGUUUGCUGUGACGGGUCGUGAUCCAUUGCUUGAUACUGCGAUGGCUCUGCAUGAUGCAGCACUGAAGGAUGAUUACUUCGUAUCGAGGAAGUUAGCUCCGAACGUUGAUUUCUGGAGCGGGUUGAUCUACCGUGCAAUGGGCUUCCCGAUGGACUUCUUCCCAGUCCUGUUCGUUGUACCCAGAGUUGUGGGCUGGGUUGCACAUUGGCGACAGAUGAUGCUUUCUCCGUCGGGAGUCAAGAUCUGGCGCCCUCGACAACUUUACCUUGGCCCAUCCACACGUGAUUACGUACCUCUAGAUGAGCGCACGGGUGCUUUCCAAGUUGGUGUUGGCAUGGAGCCGAGCGUGAUUGAGCAUUCAGGGAUGACGAAGAGGCGGAAGUUGGCCGAGGCUGCUGGAAAGGUCAGGAGCAAACUUUGAGUGUGAGGGUGUAAGAUUUGCUAUUACUCAUAUACCGUUGAAUGCCAACGAUGUCUUGCGAUUUU